Messenger RNA from Lolium rigidum, 2067 nucleotides. RefSeq names its product protein NRT1/ PTR FAMILY 3.1-like. The coding region runs from base 126 to 1925 and encodes 599 amino acids. Gene Ontology annotation, biological process: transmembrane transport. The transcript is spliced from 3 exons. NCBI's taxonomy places the organism in Eukaryota, Viridiplantae, Streptophyta, Magnoliopsida, Poales, Poaceae. Gene Ontology annotation, molecular function: transmembrane transporter activity. The record is from RefSeq and is a predicted model, not a curated record. Gene Ontology annotation, cellular component: plasma membrane.
UCACGCACGCGCGCCACGGAGCUAUAGCCAGCCAGCGCCUAACCGUAGCUCCUCCUAGCUAGCUCUCCUCCACCGCUCCGGCGGAGAGAGCGAGAGAAUCUCGCCGAAGUAACGGAGAAGAAACAAUGUCCGAGGACGGGAGAGGGGGCGCCAAGGAUGUCGCCGAGAAGAAGAAGGCGAAGCAGGGCGGCUUCAGGACCAUGCCGUUCAUCCUAGCAAACGACUUCUGCGACCGGCUGGCGACGGUGGGGUUUGGCUCGAACCUGAUCACAUACCUCACCCUGCAGCUGCACCUACCGCUCGUGGAGGCCUCCAACAUACUCACAAACUACCACGGCACCACCAAUCUCACCCCUCUCGUCGGUGGCCUCAUCGCCGACUCCUUCGCCGGCCGCUUCUGGACCAUUACCGUCGGCUCCAUCAUCUACCAGCUCGGCAUGGUCUGUCUCACCCUCUCGGCCGCGCUUCCCUCGCUCCGCCCGCCGCCCUGCGCGAAGCACGCCGUCGAGUGCCAGCGGGCCUCCACCUACCAGAUCGCCGUCCUCUACCUGUCGCUGCUCGCCACGUCCAUCGGCUCCGGGGGCACGCGGCCAUGCAACAUGGCGUUUGGAGCCGACCAGCUCGAGCUGGACGCGCGCAAGCGCCGUGGCGGCAAGGCCCCCAUGUGGAGCUUCUUCAACCUCUACUUCUUCGGCAUCGAGCUCGCCAAGCUCAUGGCGGUCACCGUGGUGGUGUACAUCCAGGAGAACGUUGGGUGGGGGUGGGGUCUCGGUGUGCCCACCAUCGCCAUGUUCGUCGCCGUGAUCGGCUUCGUGUCCGGGUACUCGCUGUAUGUCAGGAUGCCGCCCGGCGGCAGCCCUCUGGUCCGGCUGGCGCAGGUCGCGGCGGCCGCGUUCAAGAAGAGGAAAGCCGUUUUGCCAGACCCCGACCUCCUGUACGAUGACAAGGUGCUCGACGCCGGCAUCUCGACCACUGGCCGCCUUCUCCACACCGACCAGCUAAAGUUCUUUGACAAGGCGGCGAUAGUGAUGGAGGGCGACGUGCUGCCUUCCGGCGAGCCGAAGCUGUGGCGGCUGUCGACGGUGCACCGGGUGGAGGAGAUCAAGUCGAUCGUGCGCAUGCUACCCAUCUGGGCGGCGGGAAUCCUGAUGGUGACCGCGUCGUCGCACAACAGCAGCUUCGCGAUCCAGCAGGCGCGCACCAUGGACCGCGACAUCACGCCGAGCUUCAAGAUCCCGCCGGCCUCCAUGCUCAUCUUCAACAACCUGGCCAUGCUGGUCACCCUGGCCUUCUACGACCGCGUGCUCGUGCGCGUGCUCCGCCGCUUCACCGGCCGCCCCAACGGCAUCACCCACCUCCAGCGCACGGGCGUCGGCAUGACGAUCGCCAUGCUGGGGAACGUGGCCGCCGCGGCCGUCGAGAAGAGGCGCAGGUCCGUGGCCGCCGCGAGCGGGAUGCUGGACGCGCCCAAGGGCGCCAUGCUGCCCAUCAGCGUCUUCUGGCUGGUGCCGCAGUACGCCAUCCACGGCGUGGCCAACGCCUUCAUGGACGUGGGGCGCAUGGAGUUCCUGUACGACCAGGCGCCCGAGAGCAUGCGGAGCACCGCGGCGGCGCUCUACUGGCUCACUAUCUCGGCGGGGAGCUACCUGGGCACGGUGCUCGUGACCAUCGUGCACGAGAAGACGCGGGGGAGCGGGCAGUGGCUCCAGGACAACCUCAACAGAGGGAAGCUCGAUAACUACUACUGGCUCGUCGUCGGGCUGGAGGGGCUCAACCUGAUUUACUUCUUCGUCUGCGUCAAGUACUACACCUUCAAGCCAUUGGAGACGGUCGGAUGCGACGAGGAGGUCGAGCCCUACGAUGGCAAUGCCAAUGGCACCAACAAGGACAAGAAGGGUGCCAGCUUCAAUUCACGGACAAGCUAGAUUGUGCGUUUGGACCUCUGUCCCGGGCUAGAAGAUGACUUGCGUUGGGAUAGAAUAAUGGUACAAUCACAAUUAGAAAAUGUAUCUUUUACAUGAUAUAAAAGAGGUAUGCUAAUUCUCAGGUGAGAACUAGCUUAAUCUA